AUGCCAAUUAGACCAACUAAAAGGAGAAUCUAUAAUACUUCUACCAAUUACAAAGAAAAAUAUAAAACGAUCGGAGAAGAUGACGACGAAAAUUUGGUGGUAAUUGUUGACGAUGAGGAUGACAACAACACGUUAAACAAUCCUAAUAGUAACGAUGAUAACUUGAAUGAAUGGUUAACUCAUUUGAUGGAGUCUCAAAGCAAAUUUCAGGCCGUUGCAAAUGCAGCAUCACAAAUUGCAGACGGGUUCGAGAAAUUUGCAAAUUCUAUGGCUCUUCUUUGCAAAAUGCCUUCCUCACACCACAAUUUUAUUAUUCCUAUGAUGAAUAUCGUCAGGGACGAACAUAAACUUGGGGAACCAUCCGAAGUUGAAAACUAUUUCUCUUCGUAUUCGUCAUCAUCAAAGAGACUUGAAAGCUCCUCGGAAUUUAUUUCUUCUCCUUCGUCCAUCUCUUCCUAUUCCAUUGCAUCCGACCACAUGACGAAAAGAAUUACGCGCCGAGCAUCGAAAACGAUCAAUGAUAUCAGCGACACUAAUGGCAGCGACAAAGAAGAAAAAGAAUGGACUCUCAAUGAACGAGCUUCUUUGACCCGAGAGCUCAUUAAAUGCUAUCGACAUCGAAGAAACCUCACUCAGGCACAACUGUGUGAAGAGAUUAUUUCAUGCGCGGAUCAAGAUUUCGGGAUAAAAUUAAAUAAAGUAAUCUCGGCUUACUUGAACUUAAAAUCGCUUCCUAUUCGACCUUCGGUAUUGGAAGCUACUAGACGGUGGGUCGAUAAAGAGAAUUUGAAAAGAAAUGCAAGAAAAACGAGGAAUAGAAAAUCGAUUCUGUGA
This is a messenger RNA of Ambispora gerdemannii, 834 nucleotides long. Lineage: Eukaryota; Fungi; Glomeromycota; Glomeromycetes; Archaeosporales; Ambisporaceae. The record is from the annotation of a GenBank genome assembly.